Messenger RNA from Cryphonectria parasitica EP155, 783 nucleotides. RefSeq lists its product as uncharacterized. NCBI's taxonomy places the organism in Eukaryota, Fungi, Ascomycota, Sordariomycetes, Diaporthales, Cryphonectriaceae. The record is from RefSeq and is a predicted model, not a curated record. The transcript has a single exon. The coding region runs from base 1 to 309 and encodes 102 amino acids.
AUGUCCGCCACGCAGCACCAGCAGAACCCCUCCAUCAACACCAGCCCUGACGCUGACCUCGCCGCCCGCCUCGCCGCCCCCGUGUCCCCCACCACAGAGAAGUCCGCCGCCGAGGCCAUGCGCCGCACCUCAGAAUGGCACCCGCCCAGUUCGUCAUCUGGCUCCGCGCCCCGCCCCCAGCGGACCUUCUCUUUCGACCGCGAGGACCACAAGCACGCCAUGAUGGCCGCCAGCGGCACGCUCUCGGCCCGGGUUGCGCCUGGGGCGGGUGAUGCUUCAGGGUUCAGUGAGAAGGGGGCGCCGGCCUAGGCUUUUUUUUCUUUCCUCCAUUCUCUCUCGAGAAUCAGGACGGAGAAGGGAGCAGGGAGCAAAUCGCAAGGUUCGGUGGAAAUGACAGUUGCUUUUGUGCUUCUUGGUGUGAUGUUACGUGAGGUCGUGAAUCGGACGUGGCCGAUCUGUCGUUGGAGGCCAGGUGAAUGGUCUCUGCUCCUGCUCGUACGACGCACAGGCCGAGAAUCGGCAUUGCACACCUGAAAAGCAUAGCUUUGGAUGGUUUAUUCACCUCACCUAUUGUUGCCACAUCAUCAAAGAGAAAUGGAGUUUUGAGCUGAGUUCGGUCAGGGUCUACUCUUGUACAGUGGCGUGGUGGUAAAAGUUUAACAUGGACCCCAGAUUGCAUGGCGCAUCAUGGUUUGAGAUACAGCACCGCUCAUUUAAUGUUCGGACGGGUUGCGUUUGCCACAGUUUUGAAGAAUUCAUAAAUUGAAUUGAGAUGGUCCGCCU